This is a messenger RNA of Cyanistes caeruleus (blue tit), 3257 nucleotides long. The record is from RefSeq and is a predicted model, not a curated record. Lineage: Eukaryota; Metazoa; Chordata; Aves; Passeriformes; Paridae.
AUGGCUACUCAAAAAGUGACGAUAAUGGAAGACUCUGAUCAAAACAUUCAUCUGAAAAACUUGUCUCUUCUGCAAGCAACCAAUGAAGAGGAAGCCUUAAACCUACUCUUCUUGGGAGACACCAACAGAAUGAUUGCUGAGACACCGAUGAAUCAAGCCUCAAGCCGAUCUCACUGCAUUUUCACUAUUUAUGUCUCCAGCAAGGAACCUGGAUCUGCAACUAUUCGAUGCUCCAAGUUGCAUUUAGUAGACCUUGCUGGAUCAGAGCGUGUUGCAAAGACUGGAAUUGGAGGCCACUUACUGACAGAAGCCAAAUAUAUCAACCUGUCAUUACAUUAUUUGGAGCAGGUAAUAAUUGCCCUUGCAGAGAAAAACCGGUCCCACAUUCCUUACCGAAACUCUAUGAUGACCUCAGUCCUAAGAGACAGCCUGGGAGGAAACUGCAUGACUACCAUGAUAGCAACACUUGCUAUGGACAAAAGAAACAUAGAUGAAUCUAUAUCAACCUGCAGAUUUGCACAGCGAGUUGCUCUUAUUAAGAACGAAGCAGUUCUUAAUGAAGAAAUUGACCCCAGAUUGAUGAUUGUCCAGCUGAAAAAGGAGAUCCGGAAUCUGAAGGAUGAGUUGGCAUUGGUGACUGGCAAGCAAAGAAUGUCAGAGCUUUCCCAAGAAGAACUACUUCAGUUGGAUGAGUUAAUUCAAACAUUUCUCAAAGACAGAGAUCCUGAUAGCUCUCUGGAUGUUGGUGCUGACAUGCGCAAGAUCAAGUAUUGCUUCGUUCAUAUGAAGCAAAUUAUAAACCAUCCAGUGACUUCAGGUAAAAAACUUUUCUCACAAGACAUCUCUGAAGAAAAAAAACAAAAUGAAGAACUGGGAAAACUGAAAGAGCUUCUGCAACAAAGAGACAAUGAAAUCAAUAUUCUAGUAACUAUGCUUAAAAAAGAAAAAAAGAAGGCACAAGGUGCUCUUUCCCAGCUUAAUACCACCUAUGCUGAUUCUACUGUCUUGAAGCAGUGUCCUUCUAUGAACUUGGAAGAAAGUCGAAGUCCAUCCAGAUAUUUUAGCCUGGAAGAGGCAAAAGUUUUCAGCUCUUCCAUUCCCAGAUUACCUUUUCUUUCCAGAGCAACAGGAGAAAAGCUAUCACUUGGAUGCCAAGAAGCUUUUGAAGUUUUCAAGCAGGACCAUGCUGACAGUAUAACAAUUGAGGACAACAAACAGCUUCUGAAGCAGAGGUUUGACGAAGCUAAAUGCCUUGGAGAGAAAUUAAAUGAAGUGAGAAAUAGAAUAAACCAUCUGAAAGGAAAGAUAAUCCAGAGGCAGAUUCAGAGAGCAGCUCUAGCUGUUUCAAAUCCUUCUGAAGAACUAACAUUUGAUCUAGUAGAAGAGAAUCUUCGAAUGCAAAUUGAAGAAGAAAAAAAAAGCUAUAAAAGAGUGUACAGCUGCUUCAAAGGGCUGAAGGUAGAGAUUGAGCACCUGCAGCUUCUUAUGGAAAAAUUGAAGAUGAAGGUGCAAAAAGACUUUGAAGUCUGGUGGUCUGAAGAGGCAAAAAAAAUCCAGCAGGAAAAGCCAGAGAUGGUUACUUCACCAAAUACUGCCACUGUUUAUCCACAGUUUAUCAGAUCCUCGCAGCAUCUAUCACCUAACAGUUUUUCAGACUUCAAUAAAGACAGCUCUUACGAAGAUCCAGCUGUGAAAACCAACUCAAUCACUUUUGGUAACCCAACUUCAAAAAUAAGGAUCCCACCAAGUUCAAGUACAUCUAUUCCUCUGACUGGAGACAGCCAGGCUGAUGCUGACAUCCUAGCUUUCAUUAAAGCACGACAGAACAUCCUGCAAAAGAAAGGCUUGGGAAACAAAUGAAAUUCUUGUCACAGUCCACUAUUUCCUUUUAGAAACAGUGAAAGACCUUUAUUCUUUCCAUUCCUCUUCUGUUUAGAAACAGGUACAAGUAAGUACUUCAGAUGUACAGGCUUAAUUGGUAAGGGUAUAUAAAUUGUCUUUGACAGCAAAACCCAUUUCUCUGACAAUAGGUAUUUGACUAUUUGCACUCAGAAUCUUCAUCUUGCAUUAAAAUUAACAAAACUGAAACAGGAGUUUGCCAAAUACAUUUGUUUAUGAGAAUUCAUUGAACAUUUCUAAAUAUUAAAAUUAUUAAAAUUAUUAUGUAUUAAUGCUUUUAUACAUCUUUAAUCUGAGAAAAGUCUAUUACUAUUGAUAGGGCUUUUUGCAUCGAUUCACAUAAGGCUUUGUUAAUUAUACCUAUUGAACAUCAAGAGAUAUCCAUUCAAUGGCAGUAGUUACCUGGGUUAUAAAAUUACAUAAAAUUUCAUUUGAGAUUUUUUCCUCCUCAAGGAAUAACAAUUUUCAUAUCAGAUUAUUAGAAUACUGAGAUUGCAUUGUAAUAUAAAAACAAAUGUAUUUUAGAAAGUAAUUCUGGAGUUCAAAAUUUCCCAACUGUUUUCUUUUUAUUUGAAUGGAUUAAAUGUUGUGCAAAAUGCACACCCUCCCAAAAUAUACAGGUUUCAGAAGAAACAAAUAUACUUAAUAGGCUUUAAACAGAACAAGGCCAAUACUUCUGAAACACCAAUAAGAUGUGAAAAUUUAAAUGCAUUUAUGUCUUAUAUACAGUGUAAUUUCACUAGUAACUCAGUACUCUUUUAUUGCAUAAUAUUCAGUUAUGAAACAAUUUGUUUUACACAUCAAAUUAAAUCAAAAACACAAUGCAAAGUACAGUCUAAUUCUCUGAGAUAUACAUACUACCAUAUUGAAGCUGUCAUUGAAGCAUUUGCAUGCUAGUGAUAAUCUUAUAGUCAUGCAUUUAGAAGCGUAUGGGUUGUUCACAUAAAAGAAAACAAUAUAUUGGCAGAAGUCACAUAUUCUCAAGAAUGUGUAUUUUGUUAUUUACAUGCUGAUACUUCUUUGUCAAAUUCAUAAUUACACAGAAGUACACAGUGAAUUGCUGUUCUAACCUAUAGAAGAUAUGUUUGUCAAAAUAACAACUAAUAUACUAUCAAUUUAAAAAUAUUAAAAUUGUACCUUUUUUUGCAUUUUAAUUUUCUGUAAAAGUCUACACAGAUACCAUAUAAACUGGUAAGCUUUAGCAGAAUUUAGUAUGUUCAAUCUGAGAUAAAAGUCAGGUAUACUCUUGCUUUGAGAAGAGUUCAAGGAUUUGGUCAGAAGUGGAAAAAUCCACAGGCUUUCUCACUUUCAUAUGUCUGCUUUGUUGGAGAUUAUAUUAAAAUGCCCUUUUUCCAGAA